UGGCUCCUCUUUAUAGUUGCUAACGCCUCUAUAUCCCUCCCUCAUGCAUAAGCAAACCCUCACACCUUUCCCCCAUUUAAACCCCCCAUCACCCUCCUCCUGCACAUUCUCGCCCAACUCAAACUCCGAAAGCUUACAAACCCUCUUCUUCUUCCACGAUUGAACCAAUCUCUCUAUCUAGACUCUUUCUCUCUCUAAAAACACAUAUCUAUUAGCUAUGGUGGUUCUGUCACAACCAGCUGCAUUAGACCAUUUUUCUGACCUAAUCAAAACAUGCAAGCCCACGGGCCUGUUCGCCGGCAUCCCAGUCGUCGACCUUUCGAGGCCUGACGCAAAGCACCGCAUAGUCAGGGCCUGUGAGGAGUACGGCAUAUUCAAAGUGAUCAACCAUGGAGUUCCAUUGGAAUUCAUGACCACUCUGGAAGCCCAAGCUCUCAAAUUUUUCAGCCUGCCACAGUCGGAGAAGGACAAGGCUGGCCCCGCCGACCCUUUCGGCUACGGCAGCAAGAGAAUCGGUCCAAACGGCGACAUGGGUUGGAUCGAAUAUAUCCUCCUCAACACCAAUCCUGAUAUCACAUCUCACAAGUCCCUCUCCAUUCUAAAGGAAAACCCUGAAAUUUUCCGUGCUGCAGUUGAAGAUUAUAUUACGGCAGUGAAGAACAUGACUUUUGCAGUGCUCGAAAUGGUGGCUGAUGGGCUGGGGAUUGAGCAAAGGAAUGUGCUGAGCAAGCUCUUGACAGAUGAGAAGAGUGACUCAUGUUUCAGGCUAAACUACUAUCCGCCAUGUCCAGAGCUUCAGGCAUUGAGUGGACGAAAUUUGAUAGGGUUUGGGGAGCACACAGACCCACAGAUCGUUUCUGUCCUGAAAUCCAACAACACAUCAGGCCUGCAGAUCUGUAUCAAGGAUGGGACUUGGGUCACAGUAGCACCUGAUCAGACUGCCUUUUUCAUCAAUGUUGGUGAUUGCUUGCAGGUGAUGACUAAUGGGCGGUUUAAGAGUGUGAAACAUAGGGUUUUGGCUGACACAGUUAGUUCAAGGAUUUCAAUGAUCUACUUUGGAGGGCCACCUUUGAGUGAGAAGAUAGCACCUCUGCCGUCACUAAUGGCAGAAGAAGAAGAGAGCUUGUACAUGGAGUUCACGUGGAGUGAAUACAAAAAGUCUGCGUACAGGUCAAGGCUGGCUGAUUACAGGCUAGGACUCUUUGAGAAGUCUGCUCCUGUGAUGCUGUCCAAUUCCCAACGUUAGUAACCAAUAUAUUUGGGUUUUAGUCUAAAGCUCAGAAUAGGUGUGAAAAAGUUGACUCCAAUCCACUCAUGUUUUUGCCAUAGAUGGCAAACAAAUAGGUUGUUCUUGAUCUGUCAUCUUCUUUUAUUUUAUUUCUUCCAUCUGUUCCUUUUCUUUGAACUUUUUUCCUCUAGUUCUUUGUUUGGAUGUAACAACCAACCUUCUACCAUUAAUGCGAGUCUUAUCAUCUUCA
This is a messenger RNA of Pyrus x bretschneideri (Chinese white pear), 1478 nucleotides long. RefSeq names its product gibberellin 2-beta-dioxygenase-like. The record is from RefSeq and is a predicted model, not a curated record. NCBI's taxonomy places the organism in Eukaryota, Viridiplantae, Streptophyta, Magnoliopsida, Rosales, Rosaceae. The transcript is spliced from 3 exons. Gene Ontology annotation, biological process: response to light stimulus; gibberellin catabolic process. The coding region runs from base 218 to 1246 and encodes 342 amino acids.